AUGGAGCUACGGUCCGAGCUGCCCAGCGUGCCCGCCGCGCCCCCGCCGGUGCCCCCCAGCUCGGUGGCGGCGGCAGCGGCGGCGGCGGCGGCCACGCUGCCGGUGAGCGUAGCCGGGAGCUUGCUGCGGGCUCCGCCGCUACUGCUGCGGGCGGCCGAGAAGUACCCGCGGACACCGAAGUGCGCCCGGUGCCGCAACCACGGGGUGGUGUCGGCGCUGAAGGGCCACAAGCGGUACUGCCGCUGGAAGGACUGCAUGUGCGCCAAGUGCACCCUCAUCGCCGAACGCCAGCGCGUCAUGGCGGCCCAGGUGGCGCUGCGCCGCCAGCAGGCCCAGGAGGAGAACGAGGCCCGCGAACUUCAGCUGCUCUACGGCACGGCCGAAGGCCUGGCCCUGGCCGCCGCCAACGGCAUCAUCCCGCCCCGGCCCGCCUAUGAGGUCUUCGGCUCCGUCUGCGCCGGAGGCGGCGGCGAGGGAGGCGCCGGCGCCUCAGAGUCCAAGAUGCAGAAGUUCGAGCUGUUCCCCAAGACGCUGCUGCCCAGCCGCGCCGUCACCCCGCAGCAGGCGGGCGGGAAGCCGCUCUCCCCGGACGGCGAGUCCGUGCCCGGCACCUCCUCCCCGGAAGCUCGCCACGGUUCGGGCUCGGAGAACGGGGACGGCGAGUCCUUCCUGAGCUCGCCCGUCUCCAAAGGCCCGAAGGAAGGGGAGGAGAGCCCGGGCUCCAUCAGCCCUCUGGGCUCGGACUCGGGCUCGGAAGCCGAUAAGGACGAGCAGGACCCGUCGCCCUCGGCCGGCGGCCGGCAGCGGACUCCCAUCGACAUCCUGACGCGCGUCUUCCCGGCGCACAAGCGCAGCGUGCUGGAGCUGGUGCUGCAGGGCUGCGGCGGGGACGUGGUGCAGGCCAUCGAGCAGAUCCUCAACAACCGCGGCCCGGAGAAGGGCCCCGAGGAGAGCUGGGCUCGGGACGGCGCCUUGCAAGGCCUUCCGCCCACCCCCGCCACCGCCGCCCAUCACCGGCCCUUGAUAGCCGGCGCCAUGGCCCCCGCCAUCGGCACGCUGGGCAGCCGCUCCGCCUUCUCCCCCCUGCAGCCCAACGCCACGCACUUCGGGGCCGAGGCCGGCGCAUACCCGCUGGGCACCCACUUGGGACUCAACCCCCUGCGCCUCGCCUACUCGGCCCACAGCCGGGGACUGGCCUUCAUGACCCCUUACUCCACGGCCGGGCUGAUGCCCACCCUCGGGUUCCGGCCACCCGUGGAUUACGCCUUCAGUGACCUCAUGCGGGACCGCUCCACCGUGCACAAGGAGCAGGUCUACUCCGGCGGGCUCUACGGGCCCAUGGUCAACAACACCCCCGAGAAGCAAUAGCCGGGGUGGCUUCCUAAAGCUCGUCUGUGUAGAGGUAGCUAGGUAGGCACGGGGGGGAUGGACACGGGUGGUUUUCUCCCCCUUUUUCCUCUGUACAGCCCGUGAUUGCGUGCAGAGCCCGGCGUGGGAAGACGUAGGUGUAUGGAACCGGUGAUAAAGGUGCACUUUUCAUUGUCACUCUUUGUUGCUUAUGGCCAUAAGCAUGGAUAUCCAUGGUGCGUCCUGGGGUGUGUACACAGACCCACACACCCACCCCUCUUUUCCCCCCCCCCCACACAUACACACACAUAUAUAUAUGUAUACUAGCAAGUGUAUAAUGUUAUAAAAUGGAAAUCUAAGUUAUUAAUGUAAUGCGUAGGUGAACAUGGUAUUAACGUUAAGCUAAAGGUUAGACAGCUCAUUGUAAUACUUACCAGGCAUAUAGGUUAAAAAUAUUGUCAAAUUGAAAGCCUUUUCCUUCCUGCCCCCAGAAAUGUUACAAUCUGUAUAUAACAUUGGAAAGUAGAUAUAUUUGUAACUGUCCGUAGGACCCCGGCGCCAAGGGUUUAAUGAGCCUCCUUCAUUUGUGAUCUGCAAGAAAAUUGCUUUCUUGUCCCGAUGUAGCAAACUUCUUGCUGUUUCUAACAGGUAAUUCUGUG
This is a messenger RNA of Calypte anna (Anna's hummingbird), 2006 nucleotides long. RefSeq names its product DMRT like family A2 (gene DMRTA2). Gene Ontology annotation, molecular function: DNA-binding transcription factor activity, RNA polymerase II-specific; protein binding; RNA polymerase II cis-regulatory region sequence-specific DNA binding. Gene Ontology annotation, cellular component: nucleus. The record is from RefSeq and is a predicted model, not a curated record. The transcript has 2 exons. Bases 1 to 1368 code for a protein of 455 amino acids. Lineage: Eukaryota; Metazoa; Chordata; Aves; Apodiformes; Trochilidae. Gene Ontology annotation, biological process: sex differentiation; regulation of transcription by RNA polymerase II; germ cell development.